AUGCAGCCUGACACAAGUUCCUCUAAUGCCCCCUCGUCGGCCGGCAAUCCGCCCCAGCAUGGUCGGAAACGAAAAGCGCCCUCUGCUUCCCGGGGCGUAGCCAGCCUCACCCCCGAACAACUCGCCAAGAAGCGCGCCAAUGACCGCGAAGCCCAGCGUGCCAUUCGAGAACGGACGAAGCAGCAGAUCGAGUCUCUCGAGCGUCGGAUACAAGAGCUGACUUCUCAACAACCAUAUCAAGAGCUUCAGGCUGUUACCCGACAGAAAGAUGCCAUCCAGGCGGAAAAUGACGAGAUCAAGAGGAGGUUGGCCUCGAUUAUGUCUAUAAUACAACCAAUUGUCGGAGCUCAUGGCUUGACAGAACUUGCAACCGCUGCUCAGCACAAUGUCCAGGCUGGACUGGCACAGCAGAACAGCGCCUUUCAUCCGACCACCCUUCCCCAUUCAGAUGCUUACCUCAACAGCCAGCAAAAUGGACGACCCUUCACAGCCUCUCCCAACAUGCCUCAAAGUCACAUAGAAACCACGGGAUACUCGCCUCCACUUGGGCCAGAAGACACAGUCGAGAAUAGGACAUGGCACCCUUCCCGAGAUGCACUAAGUCAUCAGCGAGACAAUCUCCAGCGAGGCAUGGAACUGAAUGACUCCGGAGAGCGACUAUCCUUUAAUUUUCUCCUCGACAGUAUUGGACAGCGAUCGGGAACAGCGCCUCCGCAAACAAUUUCUCCGUCUCGUCGCCCUGCAUACCCCACGCUGGCACGCGGUUUGUCUGAACAAUCCCAAGCCCCAUGGACCGUGCUUCCCAAGAACGUACCGCCGACAUGUCCUCUCGACGGCCUAUUACUGAAUUUUCUGCAUUCCCGCCGACGCGAGGCAAACCAGGAGUCCGGGAUCAACCCUCUACUUAACCCGACGUACCCCAGCGUCUCUUCCCUUCUCAACCCUUCCGGCAGCCACCGCCUCGACCCCGUCUCGCAACUAAUGACCGACAUCAUCAGCAGAUUCCCCAACAUCUCCGACCUUCCCGAACAGGCCGCCGUUCUAUUUGCGAUGUUCAUGUUUAUGCGCUGGCUCAUAAACCCGACUCAAGAGAACUAUGAACGCAUGCCCGAAUGGCUUCGUCCUACGCCUGCCCAACUCUUUACGCCUCACCCAGUCUGGAUCGAUCACGUCCCAUGGCCGCGCAUGCGCGACAAAGUCUUAGCCCACUAUCAGGACUACCCGUUUGAGAACUGGUUCAUCCCUUUCACCAGCGACCUCAGCGUCAAUUGGCCGUAUGAUCCGGUUGACUGUCUGAUUUCGAACUCUGAGAAGGAUGAUCCCCUCAUGAACCCUGCUUUUGAGAGGCAUAUUCGUCGCAUUGAAAAUUGGUCCGUCGGACCGGCAUUUGCGGAAGCGUUUCCUACGCUGGUCGACACGACGCGGAUUAAACCUAAGGAUCCUCCCCUCUAG
Molecule: messenger RNA, 1452 nt
Organism: Rhinocladiella mackenziei CBS 650.93
Lineage: Eukaryota; Fungi; Ascomycota; Eurotiomycetes; Chaetothyriales; Herpotrichiellaceae
Exons: 2
Coding region: 1-1452 (483 amino acids)
Source: RefSeq, a predicted model, not a curated record